CCUUUACGUCAUCACUAAGCGACAAAACACUCUGGUUCCUGAUUGUGGUCUUGACUUCAUACAACAUAGACAUAUUCCAUGUCUCAGCAAAAUUAUGGGAGAUGCACAUGCAGAUAUAGUUUGGCAGCCGCUGCUUACCAGAAAUAAUGACGCAUCUAAGCUCGACUCAGACGAAGAGGAUGUUGUGUUUGAAAGAAGGGAAAGCGAUACAACUCACAGCAAUACUUCAGUAAAACUCUCUUACGCAGAGGCAAUUGAAGAAGCGGGGUUUGGGUUGUUUCAUGGCCUUCUACUUGUGAUAUGUGGUUGGGCAAACGCCAGUGAUGCGGUGGAAAUACUCUGCGUGUCAUUUCUGCUGCCCACAGCCCGGUGCGAUCUUCAGCUGAACUCCUCGGACAUGGGUAUACUCAUGGCAAGCCUUUUUCUUGGUAUGAUGAUCGGCGGCUAUACGUGGGGCUACCUUGCCGACAGAAGGGGACGUCAGAAAGUCCUUGUAACCUCUCUUACGGUCAACGGAAUUUUUGGUGCUCUCGCGAGUUUGGCGACCAGAUUUUGGCUUUUUCUGCUGCUGCGGUUCAUCAGUGGUUUUGGGGUAGGUGGAUCGAUCCCAGUCAUUUUCUCCUAUUUCUCGGAGUUUCAGCCGCGGUACAGAAGGGGCGCUAUGAUCAGUGCCUUGGCCACCUUCUGGAUGGCAGGAAACAUCCUAGCAGCAGGAUUGGCUUGGUUGGUCAUACCGAGCACGUCGCUCAGGUUUCAGCUGGGAAGCCUGGACUUCCAGAGCUGGAGGCUGUUCAUGGUCCUCUGCGCCAUUCCAAGUCUGUCAUCGGCACUAGUGUUCAAACUCGCCAUGCCAGAGAGCCCCAAGUUCCUCAUUGAGACUGGGCAGCACAUAGAAGCCUUAAGAGUGUUUAGAAAGAUGUUUGUCCUGAAUCACAGAGGCAGCAUGAAGCCAUUCCCAAUGGCUGGUUUACUUCACAGCCUGGAAGACAAGAAGGAAACUGCUUCACCAGUCAGCAGAGAGGUGAAAUCUCCCAGACUGGCCGGGUUCUUCAGAAGGGUAACAGACCCCAUACGACAAAUUUUCAAUGGAACCCUGGCAUCGAGGAGCACAGCGCUUACAAUCAUAUUCUACUGCAUCUCCUUUGGGUACUAUGGGUUGUGGAUGUGGUUCCCUGAACUGUUUAAGAGAACCGAAGAUGGAGGAUCCCCAUGUGCCAACGUGUCCCGCUCCCGCAGCGAUAGCAACGAGGACUGCUACCCAGUCAAAACUGCCGUGUACAUGGAGGGCUUCCUCACUGCACUCGCCAGCCUGCCUGGCAACAUCUUCACCAUCUUGAUGAUGGACAGGAUUGGGGGGAAGGUUUUGCUCUCCAUCAGUCUGCUGGUGUCAAGCCUCAGUGUGUUCUUCAUCUGGGAGGUGACCACUAAAACUCAGAGCCUGAUCAUGUGCUGUGUGUUCAGCGGUGUGUCAGUCAUUGCCUGGAACGCUCUGGAUGUCAUCGGCACUGAACUUUACCCCACGCAGUUACGGUCGUCCGCACUUGGCUUCUUUACUGGUGUGGGCAGGGUGGGAGCAAUCAUGGGAAAUGUAGUUUUUGGACAGCUAGUGGACACCAACUGUGCAGUGCCCAUCCUGUGUGUUUCGCUACUCCUGCUGACCAGUGGACUGGUGGCCUUGCGUCUGCCAAAGACUAAACAAGCCGAACUCACCUGAGGGACAGAACAACUGAACACACCUGAGAUAGAACCCCACCAGCAGACAUGGCCUGAGACAUAGAGAGAGCCUAGAAUCCAGCCUAUCUGCUGCCUAUACCCCAGCAGUGUUGCCAAGAACCGUAGACGCGCAGUAGAAAUGCUGAGUAGAAAUGCUGUUGGUCCUCUGGCCUUCGUACUAAUGCAUAAGUGCAAUUUUCCAAAGAGUGUUUUUGUUUAUCAAUUUUGUUGUAAAUAUUACUGGCUUUAUAUAUAUAUAUGACCAAUAUUUUUUGAUGUUUUUUUACAUUAAGAAUGAUAUAUAUACUGAACAUUCACAAAUGGUUUAAGGCCAAAAAAUACAUAGAACUGCACAACUCCUUAAAAGUUAAAGUCCAAGAUGCUCAAACAGCUGUGACAGAAGAUGACAUUAUGUUGUUAACUGAAUUAUUUCCAUUUCCAUUCCAAGAAAUUCAAAAUACAAUCACACAUGUACAUUGAAAAUAUAUCAAAAUUAUGUAAAAACAUUCCUGAGUAGUAAAUGACACUAAAUGAGUGGCUUAAUUUAAAUGUGAAGUAUAUUAAUAUGCUUAAGUAAUAUGGAUGUAUGCUACUUUUGUGCCAACGAAUCAAAUAUUAAAUUAUUUCUGAAGCAAA
Molecule: messenger RNA, 2349 nt
Organism: Clupea harengus (Atlantic herring)
Lineage: Eukaryota; Metazoa; Chordata; Actinopteri; Clupeiformes; Clupeidae
Gene: sv2
Product: synaptic vesicle glycoprotein 2
Biological process (GO): transmembrane transport
Cellular component (GO): membrane
Molecular function (GO): transmembrane transporter activity
Source: RefSeq, a predicted model, not a curated record